This is a messenger RNA of Talaromyces amestolkiae, 1644 nucleotides long. RefSeq lists its product as uncharacterized. NCBI's taxonomy places the organism in Eukaryota, Fungi, Ascomycota, Eurotiomycetes, Eurotiales, Trichocomaceae. The transcript has 3 exons. Bases 1 to 1644 code for a protein of 547 amino acids. Gene Ontology annotation, molecular function: transmembrane transporter activity. Gene Ontology annotation, biological process: transmembrane transport; amino acid transport. Gene Ontology annotation, cellular component: membrane. The record is from RefSeq and is a predicted model, not a curated record.
AUGUCGGUUUCGAACACUAGCGAAAAUCCGUCACUGGACAAGAAUAAUGCCGCAGUUGCGCGCGAUGCACCGCUCCCAAUUGAGAAGACCGAGAAGCGCAUUGUCCAGCUGGACGAGAUGAAUGCUGCUGACAGGGCUCUCGCGGAACAGUUUGGUUAUCAGCCGGUCUUCAAGCGCGAAUUCGGUUACUUGUCCACCUUUUCGUUCGCCUUCAGUAUCUCUGGCCUGUUUGCGACAAUUGCAACUACCUUCUCAUACCCGCUUUAUGCCGGUGGCUCCGCCUCCGCCGUCUGGUGUUGGCUCAUAUCCGGCGCCGGAUGUAUGUGCAUUGCCGCGUCUGUGGCGGAAUUGGUCUCCGCAUACCCUACCAGCGGUGGUCUGUACUUCACCGUCUCGCGUCUGGCGCCUCCGCGCUGGGUGCCGUCGAUCAGUUGGUUGACGGGCUGGAUUAACUUGCUUGGGCAAAUUGCUGGUGUCGCUUCCUCCGAAUAUGGAUCCGCGCAGAUGUUGCUUGCUGCCGUCUCUAUGGGACGCGACUUUGAGUGGGUUCCUACAACGGGUUUGACGAUCGGUGUCAUGGCCGCCUUGACUGUGCUCUGUGGUAUUCUCAAUUCGCUGCCUACUGGUUGGAUGGAGAAGAUGACCCGGUCAUAUGUUAUUUUUCAUUUGCUCGUCUUGGUGUCUUGCUGCAUUGCCUUGCUGGUCAAGACCGAGGACAAGCAUGAUGCGAAGUAUGUCUUUACGAAUGUUGAGCCGGAUUCCGGUUGGACGCCUACUGGAUUCUCGUUUUUGUUCGGUUUCUUGUCUGUUUCAUGGACCAUGACGGAUUAUGAUGCCACCGCUCACAUUGCCGAAGAAAUCCGCGACCCCGAAAUCAAAGCUCCCUGGGCCAUCUUCCUUGCUAUGGGCGCCGUCUACGUUCUUGGAUUCUUGUUUAACAUCGUUCUCUGCUUCUGCAUGGGCGAUGUAGCUUCAAUUCUUUCUUCCCCCAUGCAACAGCCCGUGGCACAAAUAUUCUACAACAGUCUCGGCAAAACGGGUGGUCUCGUCUACGCCUCUUGCGCCUUUGUCUUGUUGCAGUUCAUCUGCUUCACCGCCACCCAGGCUCUUGCCCGUACCGUUUUCGCCUUCUCCCGCGACCGUCUCUUGCCCCUUUCAAGUGUCUGGCGCAAAGUGAACUCAAAGACCGGUACCCCCUUGUACGCCGUGUGGUUCUCCGUCUUCUGGUGCAUUGCCAUCAAUUUGAUCGGUCUCGGUAGCUACGCCGCUAUCGAGGGUGUCUUCAACAUCACCGCCAUCGCUCUCGACUGGUCCUACAUCAUCCCCGUCGUGUGCAAACUCCUCUGGAACCGCUUCGAGCCUGGUCCAUGGCACAUGGGCAAAUUCUCCACUGCCGUCAACUUGUGGGCUGUGAUCUGGACCGUGUUCGUUUCUGUCAUCUUCUUUUUCCCUACCUCCCGACCUGUUACCGGUGAGACCAUGAAUUAUGCGAUUGUGUUCAUGGCGUUUAUUCUGUUGUGUGCUAUGGUGUAUUGGUUUGUGCGAGGAAAGAAGUUCUACGUUGGUCCGCUCAAGGAGACUACCAUUCAGGGGGAAAGCAAUGGCGGUAUCUGGGAAUCGGUUCCUGUUGAGACAGAGAAAUGA